AUGAUCUCGCGGGGCAUUUGGAAGCGUACUACAAAGGCAGCCUAUAACGCUCUGGAAGAAAUUCUUCUGUAUGCCACAGCGAUGGUCCUCGUGAAUUUAGAUCGGCCAAAACAUUUUGGUAUUCUCAAUGUCUCGGCGUGCUAUCGAUUAUUUUUGACAAUCGCUCGUCGCAAGAAAGCUCGCAAAAAUGCUACGUAUCCGUUUUAUCAUUUGAAGACACAUGCAAAGGAGAAACGCUUCUUCGUAUACAACACGUAG
Messenger RNA from Plasmopara halstedii, 258 nucleotides. RefSeq lists its product as uncharacterized. Lineage: Eukaryota; Oomycota; Peronosporomycetes; Peronosporales; Peronosporaceae. The record is from RefSeq and is a predicted model, not a curated record. Bases 1 to 258 code for a protein of 85 amino acids. The transcript has 2 exons.